This is a messenger RNA of Xenopus laevis (African clawed frog), 4307 nucleotides long. RefSeq names its product acyl-coenzyme A oxidase-like protein (gene acoxl.L). Gene Ontology annotation, cellular component: peroxisome. Lineage: Eukaryota; Metazoa; Chordata; Amphibia; Anura; Pipidae. The transcript is spliced from 19 exons. Gene Ontology annotation, molecular function: oxidoreductase activity, acting on the CH-CH group of donors; FAD binding; flavin adenine dinucleotide binding. The record is from RefSeq and is a predicted model, not a curated record. Gene Ontology annotation, biological process: lipid homeostasis; fatty acid beta-oxidation; fatty acid metabolic process. The coding region runs from base 259 to 2226 and encodes 655 amino acids.
GACGCACGCUCCCGAUGCGAGAAAUGAAUGGGCGUGUAACAAAACGUGCACACGCCUAUGUCGGAGGCAGCUGCGGGAGCGAGCGUCUGUGUGAGCGAGCGUAACCUAUGCACUUUGGAGACAGACAGAGAGAGAGAGCAGCGUUUGAAGGUUCUGAUUUUAGCUUGUUUGUCAUAUAAAUACACGGAACCCCCCAGGGAGUGAACAAUUGGGCGAGGCUGUCGCUCGUGUAUGUCCGUUCUGUUCCUGUGUAACUAAAUGAUGGAGAGAGACCCCGCAGCACUUGGUAUCACCCAGACCUCGCUAUCACGGUUCCUGGAUGGGGACUUCUGGAACCUGAAGAAUGAGCUGCGCAGACACAUCGCGGCGAACCCCCUCUUCCAACAAAGGUUUGACUUAAGUUUGGAUGAGGUUAGAAACCUGACAGCCGAGAGGGUGAAGUUUGCCAUGAGCAUACCUCAAGUCCAGUCAGCAUUUCAGGAGAUGAUAGAGAAAAAGAAGCACUUCAUCAAUAAAAGUAUGAUUAUUGGAGAAGUACUCUGCACAGCUGAUAUGACUACAGGGGUAAAGUGUGGGGUGGUUUGUUGGCUGUUUGGUGGAGCUGUUUUUAACCUUGGGAGUCCAGAUCAUGUUUUGAAAUGGUUCCUUCCAUUAAAGGUUCACGCAUUUACUGGGAUGUUCGCGAUGACAGAGCGAGGUCACGGCAGCAAUGUUAGGGGCAUUCUCACAGAAGCAGUUUUUGAUCCACAAUCUCAGGAGUUUAUAAUAGACACUCCUUGUGAAGAUGCUGCAAAGAUGUAUAUCGGUAAUGCAACAAGAGGGAAUUAUGCAGCUGUAUUUGCACAACUCAUCAUUCAUGGGAAAUCUCAAGGGCCUCACUGUUUCAUUGUUCCUAUACGUAAUGAAAAUGGGAAAAUGUAUCCAGGUGUCGAAGUAGUUGACAUGAUGCACAAGGAAGGCCUUCAUGGUGUGGAUAAUGGGAUUUUGACAUUCAAUCAUGUUAGAAUACCAAGAGAAAACCUUCUAGAUAAGUUUGGCUCAGUUUCACAAGAUGGAAAAUACAGGUCUCCCAUUGAAAACAAGAGUGACAGAUUUAAUGCUAUGCUUGCAGCUCUUACGCCAACUAGAUUAGCCCUAACAUUCCAAGCUUUGGGUGCUAUGAAGCUUGGGCUGACAAUAGCCAUUCGGUACAGUCACAGCCGAAGACAAUUUGGACCAAAGGGCAAGGAAGAAGUAAAAAUAAUUGAGCAUCAAACUCAGCACCUGAGACUAAUGCCACACUUGGCCACUGCUUUAGCUCUGACAUUCACCAGCAGAUAUGCAGCUGAAAUAUUAGAUGAGGAUGUGUACCACAGUAGAGACCUUGUAAAUAAUCGUCCUUUACAGGCACUAGUGGCUGGUUUAAAGGCCUACAGCACAUGGGAAAACCUGUCGUGCCUACAGGACUGUCGGGAAUGCACUGGAGGGAUGGGGUUCAUGAUGGAAAACCGAAUUCCUGGUUUAAAAUGUGAUUCUGAUGUUUUUGUGACAUUUGAAGGUGACAACGUUGUAAUGUUACAGGUUGUGGUUCGGGAACUUCUCGCUCAGCACACUAGGCAGUAUGAAGAAAGCCCUAUAUUCGGUCUUCUUCGAAACUGGACCAGUUCUAUGGGUGACAGACUGAGAACAAGCUUUUUGGCAUUCAGCUCUGAUAAAAUCAACAGCUUGACAUUUCUUCUGAAAGCUGUUACAUUUCGAGAAAGAGUUCUACAGAGAGGGUUGGCUGCUCGGCUGUACAGCAAGGUAAUGAAAAAUAAGGAAGAGUUUUUCAGUUCCUGGAACUCCUGUCUCCAUCAUGUUGUGACGUUGGCAUUAGCACAUAUACACAGAGUUACCCUGGAACAGUUCAUAUUAGCAGUGGAGUCAUGUCCUGUGCCAAAAGACCAGAGUUUACUAAUGGAGUUCUGCCUGCUGUAUGGGACCAAGCUAGUAUACCAGGAGAGAGCAUGGUAUCUGGAACAUAAGUAUCUAACUCCUGCAACCAGUAUCCAGAUCAGAAAUCAGUUCCUGGACAUCUGCAGACUGGUGAAAGAUGAUGCCUUAAAGGUUGUGUCUGCUUUUAACAUCCCUCACAAGAUAAUCCAGGCCCCUAUCGCCGGCAUCCUAAACCCCAGAGCAAAGUGGGCAUACUACCCCCAGUAUGAUGAAAACGGGGAGAUGGCAGCCAACAUCAGUGCCAAACUCUAAACCAAAGGAUCAGGGGAGAAGAAAUCCAGCUGAGUAUUAAAGGAGGGGAACAUGAACCAACAGUACAAAUCAACUGACUCUAUUUAAUUCAUCCAAACAACCAGCAAGCUGCAUAGGAGUAAGAUAAUUGUAAAGGAUAUUUUUUGUUGCAUAUAGUUAUACAUGUUAGGUUACUGUAUGCCAGUAAUUCAUGGGACCAAACACCUAAAAAAGGACUAAAUAAUAUACAAUAUAAAAAUCAGGAACCAAUUCUCUUUUUAGGCCAUAAUUUUACUUAGGCAAUGAGCUUCUUUAAAUAGUUCUUUUUAAUAGCUUUAAGUAUUGUGGGGCAUAAAUUCAACAGAAAAUCCAUUUUAUGGAAAAUAGGAAAAUUCACAUGAUCAAGCUCUCUCACCCACGCCGACCAAUCAGAUGUUUGUGUCCAUUGCGGUAAUUACAUUAGAUCAGUAAAAGCUUACUGCUGAUUGGUUGCUUUGGGGGCUAGUCCUUGUUUUGAAGUAGAUACGGCAUUGUAUACAUUUGGGGAGAAAUAAUCCAUAUCUUUAUAUUAAUUGUUUAUAAUUCAAAUGGUUGCCCCAAUAUAAAAAUGAUGGUAUUCUGAGUAAGAAAAUGUUCAGGUUGACACGAGAUGUGUCUAAUACAGAGUUCCAUUCCAUACAGUCCCUUUAUUUAAUUGGCUGCCUUGUGUUCUCAUUGGCUUCUGCAUCAAGUGCCCUCCUCUGAUUUCCACUAUACAGACGCCCUGUAGGUGAUGCACCACUUAAUGAUUUAGGGAGGGGCAAGAAGCGGAGACAACUAAUGAGCUGAAUGUGUAUAAUGUAUGUAUUAGGCUGCGGAACAUCUCUUUGUAUAGUAACGUAAGGAACAACCUAUACACCCCCAUCCUGUAGCAGAUACCCCUUGUGCGUUAUCCAGAUUACAUGGGAGUUUUUUUCUGAAUAAAGGUUCUUUCCAGAAUUUGGGGCACCUACUUUAAGUUGGCUAAUAAUCAUUAAUACAUUGAAUAAACCCAAUAGGAUUGCACCACCAUGGAUUGGUGCAGCUUAGUUACCAUCAAGUACAAGGUACGGUUUUAUUAUUACAGAGAAAAAGGAAAUCAUCAUUAGAAUCAUGUGAUUAAAAUGAACUCUAUGAGAGAUGGCCUCCCCGUAAUGCGGAGGUUUCUGGAUAAUGAAUUUCCAGAUAAGGGAUCCUAUACUAGCGACCUGCACUGGUCUGUUUUUUAAUACCUGCACCCAACCCGUACCCGCUUACCUUAAGCCUUACCCACCUUCUCAACCCCAUGGAUUUCCACCUCUCCCCACUGUGAUUGCAAUGCCAGCCGGAAGUGAUGUCACAUUAACUGGACGUGAUGUCAUAUUGAUGCAUUAGGAAGCUUAGAUUGAUGCCUGUAGCGCACCCCACUGGAGUCCAUCAGGUACCUGCGGGAUACCCACACAGUGGGCACAUGAAGCAUAACCCAGCCGUGUCCCGAUCACAUUGCGGGUAUUUUAGGGGUAACCAACCCUACCUGUUAUCCAGAAUGCUUGGGACCUGGGGUUUUCCGGGUAAUGGAUCUUACGUAAUUUGGAUCUUCAUAUUUUAAGUCUACUAGAAAAUCAUGUAAACAUUAAAUAAACCCAAUAGGCUGAUUUUGCUUCCAAUAAGGAUUAAUUAUAUCUUAGUUGGGAUCAAGUACAAGGUACUGUUUUAUUAUAACAUAGAAAAAAGAAAAUUAUUUUUAAAAAUUUGGAUUAUAAUGGAGUUGUUGGAAGAUGGCCUUUCCAUAAUUUGGAACUUUCUGGAUAAAGGGUUUCUGUAUAAUGGAUCCCAUACCUGUACAGGACUCUAUCCUAUACCUGUCAUAUUUCCAAUCAAUCCUGGUGACCUUUUACACUUACAUUACACUUACAUUAUUCAAGGAUUAAUUGUUUUAACAUUAGGGAGUGUAUAUCUAUUUUUCCUACGAUUUUGGUGCUAGUAGAUGUAAAAAUGUUGUCCAAUGGAAGCAGAAUUCUGCAAAAUAUGCUCAUUAUUUAAAUGAAAAUACAUUUUGAACAAGCCAAAACACAGUACUGAAUAAAAUUCUUGUUUACAAUGUU